Molecule: messenger RNA, 5372 nt
Organism: Cryptotermes secundus
Lineage: Eukaryota; Metazoa; Arthropoda; Insecta; Blattodea; Kalotermitidae
Product: DDB1- and CUL4-associated factor 11
Exons: 11
Coding region: 360-1967 (535 amino acids)
Biological process (GO): proteasome-mediated ubiquitin-dependent protein catabolic process
Cellular component (GO): Cul4-RING E3 ubiquitin ligase complex
Molecular function (GO): protein binding
Source: RefSeq, a predicted model, not a curated record
CGGUGCAGUAGGUGGUUGUUUCUCAAGCCUUCCAUGAGAAAAGUUUCCUUGGCGAAGAACUAUACAAUUCGGGAUGCCGUAUAGUACUAUGCACAGGGGACCUUUUUCAGAAAGGACGUGUAAUAUGCUGCAUGUUUGUCUAUGUAAUGAGAGCAUAGUACCGCGCUGGAGUUUGUAAACGUAUCCAAAUUACGCUUACAGACAGCUGUUUAUUAUUAUCAGGAAACGCAAACUCAUGAGUUGUUGAGUUGUGGUUUGGUUGUGAACGUUGUGAAAGUGACUGUUUCAUAACAAGCCUAGUUUGCUUGCUUUGCAUAGGUGUUUUGCAUUUGUACUAACCGUUGAAUAUUUUCACCUGUAUGGGAACCUCUACGUCUAGAAGAAUGGACGAUAGUGAUUCUCGAUCACGGUCGGAUGAUAGUUCUGAUCAAGAUUCUGAUUUAACUGCCAUCUUGCAAUAUCUCAUACGAAGUGGCCAAGUCCACAUCAUUUCUUCUAAUCGAGAUGAUAGUGAGGAUGAGUUUGUGGCUGCUGCAAGUCCUCCCAGGAUGAUGGAUUCACCACCGAAUACUAAAGAACUUGAUAAAAGUGAAAUUAGUCUGGCCACUCAGCAAGCAUGUGGCCUUAUACAUUCCAGUGGACAUGAGCGUCCAAACUCCAUUGCUGCAAUGAUUAAUGCCAGGGAGAGAGGAAUGUUUGGCCGAAGUUCCUUCACCCAAGGAGAUCGCUGUAAGAUCACCAACAAUUACAUCCCUAACAAGAUGAAGACUGUAGCUACAUAUCACAGUAAAGCUUUCUGUGGGACUUAUUCAGAAGAUGGCAACUACUUUCUGACUGCUUGUCAAGAUCGUAAUCUGAGAUUAUAUUGCACUACUGAAGGGAAGUUUGAAAUGCUCAAAACAAUUCAGGCACGAGAUGUGGGCUGGAGUGUGCUGGAUACAGCGUUUAGUCCGGAUGGAAAUUACAUUGUUUACUCCAGCUGGUCAGAAUGCCUUCACCUUUGUCGCCUGUAUGGAGACUCAGAGACUCAGGAUGCUCUUCCACUGUGCCCUGAAGAAAGACGCUUCUGUAUCUUUUCAUUAGUAUUUUCAUCAGAUGGGCGAGAGAUACUGGGAGGAGCCAAUGAUGGUUUCCUCUAUGUUUAUGAUAGGGAAUGCAACCAAAGAGCUUUGAGAAUAGAAGGACAUGACGAUGAUGUGAACACAGUUGCUUUUGCUGACAGCACGUCACAGAUUUUAUACAGUGGUGGUGAUGAUGGCUUAUGCAAGGUGUGGGACAGGCGAACACUCAGUGAGUUAAAUCCCAAACCUGUGGGUGUCCUUGCUGGCCACAUGGAUGGUGUAACAUAUAUUGAUCCUCGUGGAGAUGGUCGUCACCUUAUUUCCAAUUGUAAAGAUCAGAGUAUAAAACUGUGGGAUGUGCGAGUUUUUUCUGGGUCCAGUGGCCAAAAUAACACUCGGAAAGCAGUUUCCGAUCAAACAUGGGAUUAUCGGUGGCAGAAAGUACCUAAGAAGCUGAGCAACCCUAAGAAGAACCUGGAGGGAGAUACAUCUGUGAUGACAUACCGAGGUCACCGUGUGCUUCAGACUCUUGUGAGGUGUCACUUCUCACCGGAGUUCAUAACAGGACAACGUUACAUUUAUACAGGUUGUGCAGCUGGCAGAGUAGUCAUUUAUGAUGUCCUCACGGGUAAAGUGCACAGUGUGUUAUCGGGACAUAGAGCUUGUGUUCGAGAUGUAUCGUGGCAUCCACAUAGACAAGAACUUAUUAGUACAUCGUGGGAUGGAACACUGGGGAGAUGGACCUACUCUGGCAAGAUAGCAUCAGCCAUUGAGGAUGCAGAUAUCACAUGCCGAUUGGACCAAGGUUUUAGAGGUUUGCGUCGUAGCCGUCGCAUCGCCCAGCAGCGGGAAAGACAGCAGAAGUCGCAAGAUGCACCUGAACAGAAAAAUGUGCCAGGCUGUUGACUUAUGUGACCGGUUAACCAGGUUAGACUGAAGGCAUUUGGUACCGGUGAAAUACCAGGAUUAUGCAGUAUUGAAUAGACUUAUUUCUGCUGCCUGCCCUAAGUGACUAGUCUGUACUGUGUAACUCCAAAUGCAGUUAGUAUCAUAAAGACAUUCACAAGUUAUUUCUUCUAACAGUGCAGAAGCUUGUUGGGAUAUGAGUUGCAGGUGGACCCACCGGUUGUUGGAAAUAUUUUGUGAUAUAAUUUGUGUGAAAUGACAGAGUCUUGUAGGAGUAUGUUGUGAAGACUAACUGCCAGUCAGCACACUAAGUGCUCCACUUGUUUAGAUGUUUAUUUGAUGACAAUUUAAGAAAAAUUAAGUGAACACAAAACGUAAAGGCAGACAGUGCCUUCAGUAAAGUGUACUGUGAUUAAUAGUUUAAAAGAUUGUCCAGACUAAUUCGCUUGCACGAACAUUGAUUUUUUAGUUGUACUGCAAAACUAAUGUAGAAGCAUGGUCAGUAGCGAAGCCACAAUUUGUUGAUGAAAGCAUCACCCACACUAAUUCUAAUUAUACAGAUAUAAUUUUAUUUUCUUCACAGGAUCUAUUUACAAAAUAGAUGUCUUAUUAGUUAUUUCUAGAGGAAGAUGGCUUCUGGGGUCCCCAAAUUGAUCAGUGCCCUCAAAUGAGGUCUCUGUUACUGCUGCUCUUUAAUUAAUGUUGUGCUGUGACAAGUCACAGUGUCCAUUAUUAUUUUGCCAAAUACUUUUCUCCAUUAAAUUUUUCACAAAGAAUGGUGUACAUACAAUAUUUCUUUCAGGCUGAUAUGGGUGAUUUUAAACAUAAGUGAUAACUGUUAAUUUCCCUUUAAUGGAUUUGGGCACUGCAGCUUUCAGGUAUCAAUCUACAAAAUUGCAAGCUUGACAGUUUAUGUCAUUGUAAAAAUAAUAUCAUGUUAAUUCAUUGAUUUGUCAUUGAAAUGGAGGGAGCCUGCUAGUGUAGAUGUAGGGUGCUGGUGUGUGGUGCUAGUUUGCAAUUGUGAUUUCAGUGCAUAUAUUUUCUUAUGCUUAAAUCUACAUCCCAAGGUCUAAACAAAGUAGAUUUAUAGAAUGUCAGGCCCAUACAUGGUUCAGAAUUCACAUUAAGUUCUGAGUCCUCUCUGUUGACCACAUGCUUUUUUAAUAUCUUACUGAAUGCUAUCCUGCAUGCACCCUCACGUCAGAAAUGGAUUCCUUUACUCUCAUUAUGUACUCAGAGCUCAACAUGACCAUAGAAAUAUCUUGCAUUUUGUGGUGAUAUUUCUGCAUGCUUUCUCUAUAUUUUACCCAUGAUGAAGUGAGAGAUACUGUGCUUCACAGACCAUGUUACUCUGUAGAUUCCCUCAGGUGGUCAUCUUAUUGAUCAUCGCCCCUUUCUUCUCGAGUAAAUGAAAUCAUUCCUUUGGAUAGAUUAUAUGGAGGGAGGCUUGGCAAAUGCUUAGAUAUGUUAUCACACUCUUUUUGGUGGAGUCACGCAGGUGAACAGGUUGUCUGGUCAGACAGUGCACAGAGGUAUGAAGCAGGUUAGUUUGCUGCGUGGGUUUGUGUAUAGCUGAUCAUAUUGUAAGAGAUGUACUGCACAUUCAGUUAUAGAAAUUUUGCAGUCUCCGCAUUGAGAGUUACCCCCAUCAUGCUGUUGUCUCCUCUUACCUUGAACACUUGUGUGUAUUCAGCUGCCACAGAUUAUUAAUUCAUGACUAUCACUCCAGAAGUGGAUUAUUUCCUGUCAGUUAUACGUUGGCUGCAGAAAUCACAGAGUACCAUAUAUACCUGUGUAUGGGUCACACUCACAUAUUGUUUUGCUGAGAAUUUUGUUUUUAAUUUGUUGCACAGAUUUUUAUGAAAUCUACAUUUUGUUACAAGUUUCUGUUUUGCUUCAAAUUCAUUGUAUUUCAUUGUGCUGUAAAUAUUUAGACUCUGCCAUGACAAACUAAAGCAUCGUGGAAUGGUUUCAUAUGGAAUUUAUGGCACAAAUUAUCUGAAGGAUCGUGAUGAAGGUACAUGACACUCGGGAUUAUUGAGUUUUUUGCAUUUUGUCCAUCUUCUAGUCUUCAAAUAAAUGCAGUGUUUCCAAAACUGAAUCUUGAGGGGUUGGGAGACACCUACUUUGUCAGGUCUGUUAGAAAGAGCUAACCUCAGUCACUUAGCCAUUGGUCCAAUGAUUGAGGUUGACUGUCUCUAACAGUCGCAACAGAGAAUAUGUCUCCCACCCCAUCUCCUGGGGACAGAAACAGAUCUAGUUUCCAAACAUUGUAUGUAUUGGAAUACCAGAUGAUAGACAAAGUCAGAAAUCCAGUGAUCCUAGAUACAAAUUUUGUGUUUUGAGAUGGAGUAUUCGCCGACAAGCAGCAGUCGCUUGGUUGGUAUAGUUCGCUUGCGGAUUAAAAUCACAGAGUUUGUUUGUUUGUUUGUGAGUAUGUUUUGAAAGUGUUUAUGUUGCUUCUCAGUAUUGCUUUGCAUGAGACUCCCAAUUCGUAAUAUCUUGUUUGUGGUCAUAGCAUUGUGUCAGGUGUAAAAUUUAUUUUUAAAAAUUUGGGAAUGAGAAUGUCUUGUACUGAAUUUAGGUUGCACACGUGUUUCUGAUUGAAAUUCUGAAAUAUGAAUUGUUAUCUGUAGUCAGGUAAAUAAUGGUAUCUGUGAUAUGUAGGAAGUUUUGUUUGGAAUCCUUUUGUAGUCCUUUUAUAGGGAAAUUGUCUUCAAUGGUUUAUUACAAAGGGUUUAGAUAUGCAUGAGGGCCCCAAAAUGUACAUAAAAUAUGGGACAUUGAAAGGGAUGAGAAGAGACCUGUAAAUACAAGGCUGAGCACUGAAACCCUACAUCAGUUUUUAUACCUAUAAAUAGUUUAAUCUCUUGUUCUUGGGCACAGAACUUGAAAUACUCUGUGACCAGUAAAUAAGUGUGUUUGUGGUACAAAAGGUUUCAGCCUCUGCACACUUUUGUACCCAAAGUAAGAAAUAUACACUGUGCAUAAAAAGAUUAACUUGACUGGAGUUAGCAUCUCAACUUACUUAUUAAUACUCAUUUAUACAUUUCCUUUAUUAGAAGCUUAACUGUGGCCAUAUAUCACUAAAAUGACAAAAUAUGUUAAUAAGCAGGUGUUGUAGGAGAAUACAACAAAACUCUUAUGGAGAGAAUCAUGCCACACUUGUUAAAAUUCAUUUCUUUUAUUCUGUGUGGUGGAGGUCAGAGUUCUUUAAAUUUUUCUUCUCUGUUCCUCUAUUUUUUCUGUAUGUAUUAAGUGUUUGUUUUGUUGUCAUUUGCACAAUGACAUGUUCCUGUGGUAUGCAAAAGAUUGAGGGAUGUUGUGAGAGUGUGAGAAUGGCUACUUUUCGAAUUUGUAAUAUUUGUUUUGAAUAUUAUGAAGAAUAAAAUUUAACAAAUAUUA